CUUCGGCAUCCUACUUUGGACCCGGCUUUGCCAAACUCGUGGGUUCUUGCUACGACCCCUGUGGCGUCGACAGAAGGAUCAAAUUUCGGUAGUCCUGGAUGUGCUGCACGCGAAUCUGCUUCGGCUGCAAGUGCCGCUUCCACCAGCCUGGCUUCGUUUGCUUUGGCUGCAACUGCGGCUUCGAAAGCUUCAACCAGCGUGGCAUCAGUCGCUUCUUCUGCCGCGAGAGCCGCUUCCACCAGUCUGGCUUUGGCUGCAACCGCCGCUUCCACGAGCCUGGCUUCGGGUGCAUCGUUUGCAUCGAAAGCCGCAACCAGUCUGGCUUCGAUCGCGUCAUUGUCUGCCAAAGCAGCAAGCGAGUCUUCUGCCUCUGUCGCAUCGAUCGAAAACCUUGUUGCACAUACUUCUGACGCGAGCUCGGAGCUCGAUGUCUCGUCCUCUAAUACGGAGCCCGGUGUCUCAUCACCUGUCGCACCUUCGAGCGUUGUGAAUCCUCCCUCCUCCAAUCCGCUCUCGAGCUCUGCUUCUUCCCGAUUGAGCUCGACAGCGCACCGAUCAAGCUCAGCCUCAGCACACACUACACGCGCGUUCAUUGUUCCUGGCGAUCCGAACGCAGACAAAAGCAGCAGCUCAAGCGCCAUUCCUAUCGCUGCAGGCGCUGGUGCUGGCGUUGUUGUCCUCUGUAUUGUAAUUUUGGUGUUGGUCGUUCUGUAUCGGAAACGGCAGGCAAAGCGCAAGCACCAGUACGAUCACCGUUCCAACGAGCCAGCACAAGUCGAAUCGGUUCACAACCCGCUCUUCACAGCUUCUGUUUCUUCAUCGAACCUUGGCACCCAAGGUCGCACCACACGUCCCUCUGAGAAUAUUGCGCUGCAGUCAAUGGAUCCUGCGUAUGAUGACUUGCACCCGAAAUCAGUUGGACGAGACUCUGUGGUCUACGCUUCUCCAGCUGCUGUGGGCAAAAACAAGGAGCACGAGGCUCUCUACGAGCAAAUUACGCGCCCCGAUGGCACACGAGAGAGCAUGUCGUCCGCCGGAUAUGCCAAGCCAACAAGCACGCUCCGCAAGCCAUCUCUCUACCGAGUAUGCUCGAUGCCCGACGCGUACGC
Molecule: messenger RNA, 1109 nt
Organism: Capsaspora owczarzaki ATCC 30864
Lineage: Eukaryota; Filasterea; Ministeriida; Capsasporidae
Exons: 2
Source: RefSeq, a predicted model, not a curated record